Sebastes umbrosus (honeycomb rockfish) is the source of this 2336-nucleotide messenger RNA. RefSeq lists its product as uncharacterized. The coding region runs from base 241 to 1398 and encodes 385 amino acids. NCBI's taxonomy places the organism in Eukaryota, Metazoa, Chordata, Actinopteri, Perciformes, Sebastidae. The transcript is spliced from 6 exons. The record is from RefSeq and is a predicted model, not a curated record.
UGACAGCCCUAAUAAAAAAAUAAAACAAUGAUUCAGUACUUUAGAAUACAGACAAACCAAAGCAGGUUUAUAGGCGAGUGACUUUAGCUUAUUACUCUUAAACACUGAAAAUGAAAGAAAGAAACAAAAUAAAAUAUGUUUCCUUUCUAAACUAUUCCACAAUAAACUCCUGUAACUGUUCUAAUCUUUAUUUUUAGUACGUUAGUAGUAACUUUGCUUUUCCUUCUAGGACGAGUCAACAUGUCUGCAGUUGUCAGACAGCAGCGUUAUCUGUCCACCGCAGGGGCUGAUGGGAGGUGUGAGGAGCCUUCAGGAACCACGUGGCCCUCGUCUGAUCUCACAGCUCGUCCUUGUUUGGCCUCAGCUGCAUCAGAGCGCCACUUCUCCCCAGGUUCACCAGAGGAAACACCACUGCACACAAUGCUUUUCCUCCCAGCUGCUGCUCUGUGCUGUCUGUGUUCAGCGCUGGUUGCCAUGGCAGCAGAGCUGAUUCAGGAGGAUUUAACAUUGACCAGGAGAGUUGGUGGAAAAGUUUCCUUCAGCUGUCGAACUGACCAGUGUGACAUUUAUGUACGAUGGUACCAGAAGAGAGACACAGAAACAUUCAGAGCGAUUCUGCGUAUUGAUAAGAGAGAUGGUACAAUAUAUUCAGGUUACAAUCAUCCUCAGAAAGAUGAUUUCUCAGCUGUGAAUAAACAGAACGGCUGGGAGUUGGAGAUCCAGAAGGUUAAACUCAGUCAUUCAGCCUCCUACUACUGCUCCUGUUAUAGCUCUCCACAGAAUAUCAUUCUGCUUCAUCAUUUGGACUCGUUCACCUCAGCUGACACGCUCAACAGCAGACAGGUUUUUGUAUUACUCUGUUUCACUGUGGGAGGACGAGGAUGGUGGUACAUCUUUGGCUCUGGAACUAAACUUUAUGUAACAGAUGAGCCGGUAGUGAAGCCCGUGGUGAGCGUGUACCCAGCAGCAUCCAGAGCCCACCUGGAGGGGAAGAGCUCCCUGCUGUGUCUGGCCUCAGCCAUGUUUCCUCCUCUGGUCCAGUUCUCCUGGAAAAGACGAAAGGACAACGGUCCUCUGGAGGAGCUGCCCCCUGCUGAGGGAGAGCAGCUGGAGCUCAGAGAGCCGGGACGCACCGCCGGCAUCUUGCUGAUCCGUCAGCCAGAGAACAGCACGUAUAAAUACCGCUGCUACGUCCACCACGAGGGGGGCACAGUGGAGGCCCCAGCAGAACAAGAGGUUCCAGCUGACUUGUCCUUCCAGUCUCAGUGCAAGGUGAAGCUGCUCUGUGUGCUGUACACAGUGCUGAUAGUGAAGAGUCUGGUGUACUGCUGUGGACUCUCUCUGCUGAUGAUCCUCAGAAACAAGGGACCGUCCACCAACUGCACACAUGCUGACUGACUGGCCUUUUCUCACCAUCAAAUCUCAUCAAUUCAUCUCAUUCAUCACUUUGAUCACUAUUCACAAAUAUCAAUGAUGACGUUGAGGCGACCCCUGCUGUCGCCUAUAUAGUAGGGUUCCUGUUAACCUGCCAUUAGGGCCUUCUGGGAACACCUGGGCCCAGUGUUCCCAGCCUAUAAAGCCUAGGCUCAUGACUCAUUCUCUCUCUCUCUUUCCCCGCAGACAACAUCGCUGGGCAUGUGGCGGCCUUAGGUUCUCCUUGGUUAAUCUUUUACUUGUUUUAUACAUUUUACAACAUGCACACACCAUUUAUAUUCUCAAUGCACACCUUACACUACUGAUACUACUGAUAUUCACACUCCAUACCUUUUGAUCAUUUUGUUCUGCAUAAUUUACUCUACUUUUGUUAAAUAGAUUAAAUGAUUUUAUCAUUACCACGGUGUGUCUUCCUAUUUGUCAUGGCCUUGAGAGCCAGGUUGUGAUAAAUUGGGGCUCGUCCGGGAUUUGAACCCGGGACCUCUCACACGUUUUAAAAUCUUUUUAUGCAGGUUAGAUACUGUCAUUCUAAAAACAUAAAAACAUACACACACACACACACACACACACACACACACACACACACACACAAACACACACACACACACACACACACACACAAACACACACACACACACACACACACACACACACACACACACACAUAUAUUUACAGUUCCUCAGUAUAAAUUCUGUGUAGUGUUAUUUUGAUGCUGUAUUUCCAUUUUAAUGUGACUUGUAUAAUAAUAGAACAUUAAGAUGACUCAUUAGCUGUCUGGUAGAUAUUUGAUUGUUUACAGUGUUUUUCUGUUCUUGUGUUUCUUUUUAAUACAUUAUACAGAGUCAGAUUUGUCAAAUUCAUUCAGUGUAACAUUCUCAAUAAAGUGUCUGUGUGUUAUAAA